AUGGAGAGCAGGUCCUCACUUACGGAGAUCGUCUACAUCUGGUACAAGAACAGAGAGUUCCUCUAUGAGGACUGGUCUCCCUGGUACCAACAGCUGGUCAGCAGUGAGGAAGCAGUCACAUACUCCUGUGCUGUCAAAGGACACGAGCAUCUCAGAGCACCAGAAGUCUCAGUGGAUUCUGUCACAUCGACCUGCUUUAAUGUGACCUACGCUAAAGGGAGGAUGUGUUCUUAUAAGCAGACAUCAGUGGAUGAGCCCUGCUCCAUCACAUAUCCCAGAGAAGUGUAUGUCCAGAGGACACCUGCAGGGAGCCACGUCAUACUGACCUGUCACACAAGCUGUCUUCUGACUGCCCAUCAAACUGCAUAUAAAGGCUACAAGAACAGACAUGCAGUUGAAAGUUUCUCCUGUGCUGUAAAAGGCCUUGAGGAUCUGCGUUCUGCUGAAGUCUGUAUUAAGGGAAACAACUGCUGGAGUGUAAAUUAUGUCAGCAGAAGAAUUUGUGCAUCAGAGGGCUCUUCAGCGAACAUUUCAAGUGAAUACUCGUAUCCUGAAAACCAGCAUCUGAAGUCUAAAUUUUGGUAUAAAAUUAAGAGAGUGGGCACCAAAGCUGUUGAAAAACUGACUGAGGACGCAGGUCGCGUGGAGUAUCAUGAAAACAGAGAGAACCAGCACACCCUGAAAAUUAGAAAUCUGAAUAAGAAUGACUCAGCAGAAUACAUAUUCAGAGUCAUAACAAAUGAAGGAGGAUGGAAACAGUCGGGUUUUUCAGUUGUUAAGCUGACAGUCACAGGUCUGAAAGUGAAGUUCACUCCCUCUGCAGUGGUGACAGAGGACCAGAGAGUCACACUGACCUGCAGUACCAGCUGUCCUCUGACUGACGACACAAACUACAUUUGGUUCUUCAACAGUCGACCUUUGACCCUGACAGGGAGCCAAAACAAACACCUGAUUCUAGACCCAGUCAACAGUCUGCAUGCAGGAAACUACUCCUGUGCUGUCAAAACCCAGAGAGACUUCACAUCCCCUGAAGAGGCUCUGACUGUUCAAGCUUCUGGGAAGUCAAUGGCGAUAAUUAAUGCAGUGAGACUGACUGUUGCAUUACUGAUCGUGAUUCCUCUUCUCUUCCACCUGUGGUUGAGUAUAUGGACAUAAAUCUCAUGGGUUUGAGGUAUUUGUGCAAGUUUGGUGACAAAGAAUGAUUCACGUGCUGCAGAAGCACCUUUUGAGUUCAGAUGCAGUGUGCAUGCAUAACUGCAAAAUACUGAGAUCACAAAAAGCUGAAUUAUCUGAUCUCAGCCAAGUUUUCUUUAAAAUGUUAGACAGCUUUCAAACAGUCUGCAAGUGAAUGAGUCACUGAAGUAUUAUUUUGUAUUUUUCCAUUUAAUAGUUGGUAAGAAAUGUUCCUAUCGUGGCGCUGGAUGAAAAGUCACUCACUAGAUGAGAACUGUGAACGUUUGCACCAAAUUUUAUGCUAAUCCAACCGUAGGUUUCUGAGAUAUCAGAUAACAUGUCAUCCUUUGAAAAAUGCUGCAAGUGUGGCCAAAAAGUAUUUUCCUAAAGCCACAACAUGAAGGCUUUCAAUUACUAAUAGUUGCAUUUUGAAUCAUAUUUCCCAGUUCUCCUAGUUUCAUGUACAGUACAUCAUCAAGCUGAAAAUUAUCCAGAGACCUAAUGAAUGUUAUCUUG
Molecule: messenger RNA, 1689 nt
Organism: Plectropomus leopardus (leopard coralgrouper)
Lineage: Eukaryota; Metazoa; Chordata; Actinopteri; Perciformes; Serranidae
Source: RefSeq, a predicted model, not a curated record